AUGUCUUCACAGGGUGAUCAGUUAAGGCAGAAGGCCGACAAGAAGGCGUCCUCGUCGUCCGGCUUCUCCUUCUUCAGCUCGUCGACCGCCAAGUUCGAGGAGGCGCACGACCUGUACCAGUCGGCCGGCAACGCGUACAAGAUGGACAACAUGCACAAGGAGGCGGGAGACUGCUUCUGCAAGGCGGCCGAGAUGGCGCUCAAGAAUGACGAGAAGGACGACGCCGCCAACGACUUUUGGACCGCGAGCAAGUCGUACAAGAAGAGCCACCCCGAGCUGGCCGUCGCGGCGCUCCAGCGGACAAUUCAGCUGUACAAGGAGAAGGGACGGUUCAGGCAGGCUGCGGAUCGGCACAAGGAGAUCGCGGCAAUCCUGCAGCAGGAAGGAGGAGACAUGGCCGGUGCGCUCGAGGCGUACGAGGCGGCCGGGAACAUCUACUCGAACGAAGACGCGACUGCGUCUGCAAACGCGUGCUACAAGGAAGCUGCCGAGAUUGCUGCGACGCUGGGACAGUACCCUCGAGCGAUCGAACACUUCGAAAAGGUCGCGCAGCAGUCGCUUGGCUCGGCUUUGACGCGGUACGGCGUCAAGGAGCACUACUUGAAGGCGGGCAUGUGCUGGCUGGCUACCGGGGACGUCGUCUCGACGAAGCGAGCAAUCGACAACUACACGAGCGCCGACCCUUCCUUCGCCACGACUCGCGAGUGCCAGUUUCUGAACGGUAUCACAGAAGCGUUCGAUGCAGGAGACGCAGAGGGAUUCACGGCGCAUGUGGCAGAGUUCGACCGCUUGACACGACUCGACAACUGGAAGACGAGCUUGCUGUUGACCAUCAAGCGCGGCAUCGCGGAGGAGCCGAGCCUGACCUGA
Messenger RNA from Rhodotorula toruloides NP11, 870 nucleotides. RefSeq names its product vesicular-fusion protein Sec17. Gene Ontology annotation, cellular component: SNARE complex; vacuolar membrane. Lineage: Eukaryota; Fungi; Basidiomycota; Microbotryomycetes; Sporidiobolales; Sporidiobolaceae. Gene Ontology annotation, molecular function: soluble NSF attachment protein activity; syntaxin binding. Gene Ontology annotation, biological process: intracellular protein transport; SNARE complex disassembly. The coding region runs from base 1 to 870 and encodes 289 amino acids. The record is from RefSeq and is a predicted model, not a curated record. The transcript is spliced from 6 exons.